Molecule: messenger RNA, 1961 nt
Organism: Ornithodoros turicata
Lineage: Eukaryota; Metazoa; Arthropoda; Arachnida; Ixodida; Argasidae
Exons: 7
Coding region: 342-1760 (472 amino acids)
Biological process (GO): DNA replication, synthesis of primer; DNA replication initiation
Cellular component (GO): alpha DNA polymerase:primase complex
Source: RefSeq, a predicted model, not a curated record
AGUGGCCGUCGCCAUCUGCCAGGAAACGCAAGCACUAGUGUUUUGCUUGUUAGCGAGUAUCCCUAUCCAAAUUAGAAGUUUCUGAGAUUUACAUGUCCUAUUUAGUAGUCAUAUAAAACGGCAACCACUUUAGGCCAUGGCCAAAAAAAGAAAAAUGAAUCGACGUUAAGUUACACAGGUUACGCUAACCACACCAGCAGUUAGUGAACCUUGGCUGCUUUGGCCAGAGUGCCAGAUAAGCAUGAAUUUUAACCAUUUUAGCGCUUGUUGCAUAACUCCGACAUUUCAGUCUCCCAUCUAUUGUGUUUAUAGUCUUCGAUGAGUUCUACGAUGGGUUCUGCAUGCUGUUAAGGAUGGUAUUCUACAUCUGCCCACCUUCAGGUCGAGUUCAUUUUGAGAGACUGCAGGGCUAUGGAGAAAAACGGCUCUUGUUUUUACUAGCUGUCAGAGAGACCGAGGGAUGCCUUUCUGCCAUCCAUCAACUAAUGCAGUGCGAAUCUGUUUUUCGGAAUACGGACUGCCUGGUGGAAGGGUCCAUGCAAGAUAUUGCUUCACAUUUUAUUCUUAGGUUUACGUCAUGCAGGUACCAGAACAUGCUUGAUGCGCUGGUUGUGGCAGAGUCUAUGCUGUUCAAGUACAGGAUUGAAACCCUGAGCUGGGAAGAAAAGCGAGAGCUUUUUGAGCAUGCCAUGCACGAAGUAGAAGCAACGAGGCAAUGUCACCUGAGUGACGAGUACAGAGGAGCCCUAAGUACCCUUGAAAGGGUGUUGAGAACUGUUUUAGCACGUUGGGACAGCAUCCGCGGUGGUCAACAUUUUACUCUAUCUAUUCCAUUUCAACACGUUCUAAGGUUGGUGGACCAACGUCUUGUCACACUGAAGAAUGGCUCUGCUAUCACUUCUACCUCCUCUAUCAAUGGAGUCUUGGAAUCUCUCUUUGAUACCGUGCUGAACCAUGCCAUAGUGCAUUUCAGCCAGUCGCCAGUCUUUCGCGCUAUGGAAGAGGACAUGCGCAUGACUAGGAUACAGACAUUUCUACGGGCUACAUACAGGCAUAGAACAAGGCAGCCACGGCCUUCUCUCGAUAGCAGAGGAGUUGCCUUGACUGCAGGUGGCAUUGAUGCAGUGGCUAAAUUUUUCCCACCAUGCAUGGCACACCAUCACAGACGCUUAAGAACAGUGCACAGAUUGCCUCAUACAAUGAGGAUAGAGUACACGCUGUUCCUCAAGGAAAUUGGCCUCCCAUUGGACGAAGCCCUGAAGUUCUGGUCGCAGGAAUACAUGCGCACCUGCAGCAAAAGUUCAUCCUGCAGUCACACGUGGAACAAAGACAGAAGGCGCUUCAGCUACAGCAUACGUCACCUGUAUGGAUAUGAAGGGUCGCGGAAGAACUACUCUUCACAUUCCUGCCGGCACUUACAGCAGAAUGCCAGUUGUCCGUUAGUUGCCUGCAGCAAGGAAGAGCUCCUUGAACAUGUAUCUUACCACAAACAGGUUCAGGAUGUUGAAGAUAUCUGGAAACUGUGCAGUGAAGGGAGGCACCUGACUGCUUGUCAACUUCAUCAGCAACAAGUGCACGUCCAUCACAAUGUGCAGAGUUCUGCUCUGCAGAAAAAUUGUUGCAAACCAAAACACCAGACAUUGAACAAAGACAGUAAAACAUGUGGAAGAGACGUUGCAGCGAUAACAUCCUUAAAUUUCAGGAAGCCCACAGAAUAUUAUGCUUCUCUAAUGAACUUGUUUUGCAAUUGCAACACUUAAAAAGUGAGAUGAAGUGCAAUUUUUGAUUCACUCUUAUUAAUGAAAUUAAACACAUUACAGAGCAUGUGAUACAUAGACAAUUUUCACAGAGCAAAACUGAAAAAGCUUGAAAUGUUUAAGCAUGCAUGAGCAGUGUCACUCUUCACUAAAUUUACCCGACAUUAUAUGUGAAACAAUAAAAAGUUGGUAAUGAAACUACUA